AUGUUUCCGUUUUUAAAGGUUAUAGUAUUUAUCAUUUGUUUGCUACCUAUAUUUCUGGCUCUUGAAAUAAAGGAAAAUAAAAUAGAUCGUGGUAAAUUAAAUUUUGACAUGCAAGAUAUUACUAUCAAAUCAGGUGUCUUUUGGUCCAUUGUCGACAAUUCUAUCUCCACUUUUUUGGGUAGUUUAACAGUUGAACCCCAUGCCAGUUUUUUUGUUUCCCUGACGUCGCCUAUUUUGGCACUUCAAGUGGCCUUUGUUUCAUUUUUUGGUGUUUUUCACAACCAGGGGAAUAUCAUAUUUGACUCCCGUGCUUCAUUCACAUCUGCCACUUAUAGGAUUGCCACUCUGACAUUUCGAAAUACUGGCAAAAUGUUUUUUUCAGCAUCUGGUACGUUUCCGAAUACAAUGGAUAUUAGUGCAUCCAAUUGGACAAAUGAUGGACUUUUGAGUUUUCAUCAGGAUCAAAGAACCAGUGGUGUAGUUUCACUUGGAUUGCCUUUGGGAACCAUUGUUAACAAUGGUCAAAUCAAAUUGAGUAAUCAAGUGUACCAACAAAGAACUCAAAUUAACGGUACUGGUUGUUUUAUUGCGACAAACAAUUCAACUAUUUAUAUAUCCAAUUCUUUAUUACCAGUUUAUAGAACACAAAACUUCUAUUUAGCAGAUGAUACGUCUUCCAUUAUAGUGGAUUCGUUUUCCGCUACUCAAACAUUCAAUGUUUACGGAUUUGGUAAUGGUAACAAAAUCGGAUUGACACUCCCGCUCGUUGGCAAUUAUUGGUAUUCUUCAUAUACCUAUGACGCUACAACAGGUAUACUUGUUAUGCGAAACGUGUUUUUGGAACAAAAGUUUAACAUAGGACUUGGCUAUAACCCUAGCUUGUUUAAAGUUGUGACAGAUUGGGGUGCUGGAAUUCCAUCCACUAUUUUAGGAUCUUUAUCUUAUUCUGGUUGUGUGCCGCUUAAACAAUUGCCUUCGAUUUGUAAGAUCGAGCUUAUUAGCUCUUUAGAUAUACCAGGAACCAAACCAACACAAUUUACAAGUACCUUUAUUUCGACAGAUGAUUCUGGUCGAAAUGCAGAAUAUGUUGGGAUGUUUGAUGUUGCUACUAAUAAAAACUUUGAAUGGGUGAGUGCUAUGGCAAUAAUAACGACAUUACCAAUCAAUACGGUAGAGUAUCCUGUGACCCCUGUUUUGGAGGCCCAAUGGCUCCCAACUGUAUCAAGCUUUAGGUCCAGCAGUAGUACUAAUAAAGUUACUCCUAUACAGUCAACUGAAACUGGUGUCCUGACUACGAUAUCGUUAGUUCAAAUCACAGAAACUUUGUUGCCUUCUGGAACCUUUUCUACGGUAAAGCCUCUAGUUUCGGAAACCACGUCACUUGGGUUACUUUUUCCAACGAAAACUGAAACUCAAAUUCUUAUUGAAAGUACUCUCAUACCAGUGUUACCCCCUAAAGUUACUUAUUUUACAAAUUCAUCCCUGAAAAAUGAAAUCUAUUCAAGUGAAGUCAUUGUCGACAGAGAACCGAUUUCCAGCGAGCUUUUGAUGUCUGAUGAAGUAUCUAAUGAAGUGGACAAGUUGUGUACUGAUGAAUUCUGUGUUGUUUCUUCGGACUUUUCAAUUGAAGCUGACUAUUCCAGUUAUUAUGGUAUUGGCUUUGAGACGUUUGAGACGUUCGACACCAUUGAGGCGUUUGGCUCCGCUGAGAGGUUUGAAACUGCUGAGUCAUUUCAUAUUGCUGAGACGUUUGACACUGUUGAGUCACUGAGUAUUGUUGAGACAUCUCAGAAAUUUGAAAGUUCUAAGACUUCUAUUGAAACCAGCGAGUGGAGUACGUUUUCAUUCCCCAGGGAGCUGUUUUCUGGUCUACCACCUCCUUUGAUUCAAAGCGAUACGCCUGUCUCAUUUAAUUCAGAGCCCACUAAAGAUACCAGGAGCGAGAUGACAAUUAUGUGGGAAGUUACUGAUAUACAAGGCUCUAUCAUAACUGAAUCUGGAAUUAUUCUUAUAUCUGGUGAAUAUGAGACAACAGUAACUACGUUUCCUCAAGAUUCUUACCAAUUGGAAGGUCAUACUAAAUACACUAAAACUUGGGAAGUUACCAAUAAUAAUGGCUCUGUUGUAACUGAAUCGGGGUUAAUUGAAGAAUCUGGGUCAUAUCACACUACUGUGACGACUUUCCCACCAAACGAUCGCAAUUGGGCAUGGGCUGCUAAUACAAUACAAUUUACAAAAACUUGGUUAGUUACCAAUGCAGAUGGUUCUAUUAUAACUGAAUCUGGUAUUGUUGGUGAGUCUGAUUCUUAUCAAACCACUGUAACAACCUUUCCACAAGAGCUAAGUUCAGUUUCUAUUUAUCAAACUCUGAAAACACAUUUGCCAGAGACUAUCAAUACAGAUGAUACAGACCCCAUACCACUUGCAACUUCUCUGUCUAUCUAUCAGUCUGUUGUAGUGGAGAAUGAGUUUACAUAUUUACUGGACGGUACUAAUACUGGUGUGUUCAAUCCCACGACUGGUCUCGGUUCAGAUCUUUCUGAUGACAGUAUGUUCAUAAUAAGUCAGUCAUUGGCCAGUAUUGACCCAAUUGAAUCAGAUUAUAUUUCAGAGUCUGCAGUUCUUGAUUCUAGGUCUCUAGUGACUACUCAAUCUAUGAAGUCUCCAACUAGUUUGACUGCUAUUUUGCUGCGUGUGGAAUCAAGUGUUGAUCAAUUUGAGUAUGUUUCUACUUUGGAUAGCAAAACUUCUGGUGGACCAAUUAGAAUUGUUCCCAGUGAAUUUCCUGAACUGGAUGCACCCUUAAUAAUAGAGUUACCGGAUGGUGAACUGCUAAAUAAAACUUCUGUUACUUCCAGUAUUGCUGUCAAUGAGACCCAAAAUGGCAUUGAACCUGAAUUUAGACAAAAUGAAGAUGUCAUUAUUACUAGUACUGAUUCCGAUAUAGCACAUUCAAUUCGUAUUUCUGAGGAAACAUCAGGUGUCAGUAACUAUGGUGACGUUGAUGAUGAUUUUACAGUGAAUUUUGUUCUUUUAACACUGAAUUAUGAUAAUACUGGUUCUAAGGCCACGCUGGUUGAUUAUUCUUGGAAGUUAAUUGUAAAGAGUGAUGAGGUUCAAAUUGGUCAAACUACUGGUGAUUACAAUUAUUCCAUUGCAGCUGCUAAUACCCACCAUCAGGGAGGUGCCUCAACUCAACAAAGUGCUUCAACUCAACAAGGAACUUACACUCAACAGGGAGUUCAACAAGGAUCUUAUCUUCGACAGGAUGUUUCCACUCAGCAAGGAACUCAACAAGGUACAGGCUAUACCGUAGCUGACUCUCAUUUUGAAGAUUUUUUUUCAUCAAAAACUACCAGUACGACAACUGAUGACUUCACUCGUAGCUUUGAUUCAAAAGAUAAUACCACUGAUAUUUCAACCUCUUUUUUUGCCCAUUUGCUGAUUGUUGGAAAUUCAACUGUUUUUGAAACUGAUUAUACUGAUUUUUCAUUUAUUCCUAAGUCAAAUACUUCCAAACUGGAUAUACGGGGUAUUGACUUUGUCAGUAAUCGAACUUAUAACUCCCAUAUUGAAGGGUCUAAUGUUUCAAGUUUAGUUGUUAAGAGUGGAUCUGUGGUGCCAUUAACUAGAACUGUAAUAGUAUUUGUACUUUUGGCUAUUUCUGUGGUUUUCAUGUUAUGA
Molecule: messenger RNA, 3684 nt
Organism: Candida dubliniensis CD36
Lineage: Eukaryota; Fungi; Ascomycota; Pichiomycetes; Serinales; Debaryomycetaceae
Gene: HYR4
Product: Hyr4p
Exons: 1
Coding region: 1-3684 (1227 amino acids)
Source: RefSeq, a predicted model, not a curated record